Molecule: messenger RNA, 639 nt
Organism: Phytophthora nicotianae INRA-310
Lineage: Eukaryota; Oomycota; Peronosporomycetes; Peronosporales; Peronosporaceae
Exons: 2
Coding region: 1-639 (212 amino acids)
Source: RefSeq, a predicted model, not a curated record
AUGAAAAGAGAAAGUGUUGUUCGACCCCCUCGGCGAAACGCGAAUACAAUCGUUGAUAGUGAGGAUGAAGAAGAGGGUACGCCCAACGGCAGCAACGAGGAUGAACCGGGGAUUCAUGUUAGUGAUGUCGUUCGAGGGGAACAUGAUGUACGAGGUAAUAAUGACGGCGAUGAAGCCAUUAAAGAGGACGAAGACGAUGAAGAGGACACACUUUCUCGAGCUACGAGCCGAAAAGUGAAGCGGGAACAGUGGUUUGAGAACGAUGAGUCCGGUGAAGAAGAGGCACAGCCCAACCCAGACGUAACAUUCCCUCGUAUUGAGGAAGACGGAGGUGAUCAACGAAGACCACGAAAGCGAGCACGAGGCAGACAAGUUCGAAUCGUUGACGAAGGCGACAGUGAUGAUGAGGAAGAGCAGAUGGAACGCUCUAUCAUAGCAGCCAAUUCCGGAUAUGCACACGAAGAUGAAGACGCUGACGAAGACGACGCCAGGGGUUCGCAGCUCCGACGGGUACAUCUUUACGACGAAGAGGACGACGAGCGACACGAAUUUGGAGAUGCUUUUCAAGAAGACGACGCCCCGGACUACCCGGAUGAGGGUGAGGGAAAUGACUUUGAAGAAGAAGAAGAUAACUACUAG